AUGGAUCUUAGCAAGGGUACAUUCACGAGUGGUUAUAAGCAUUAUUGUUGCCGUUGCAUUUACCAUGCUGAUAAUGAUGAUCAGCGGAAGAUUUCUCUUUCUUCUGGGAAUAUCAAAGUUAACGGUGCAAAAAGGGCCGGUUACUACAAACAAUCCCCGACUGCUAAUACCAAGCUUGCCGCAAUAAGGUACUAUUUUGACGGUAUAGGUCCUAAUCCCAGGAAUACUAAUAAUCCCAAGAAAAGAAGACGUAUAAAGAUUCCUGAGCUAAGUUUUCCAACCUCUGAUGUAGAAGCUGUCUAUGCAGUCCACUGUAGCAACAAUCCAGUUCUCAUAUAUGUUCAACCUCUGGGUAAGUGGUUUAAAAAGCCUAAUAAUGCUAAUGACAAUGGCAAUGAAGAGUGGGAAAAAGUCUUGGAUGAAGUUCCUGACCCAGAAAGCAUCACAGAUUGUGAAGAAUAUAAUCAACUUGUGAAAGUGCUAAACGAUACUGGUAGAUGUGGCCUACCUCUUUGUCCACUACCUCCUAAUCCUGCUUCUCCUGGACCUGAAGAACUUACUGGUAGUGUUGACCCUGCUAAAGGUGCUCAAGAAGCACAAAGGACUGUUGAUCAUAAAUCUCCUGAUCUUAAACAACUUCCUAUCUCAACUUACCAAUCUAAUGCUACUAAAGGUGAUGGUAAAGGACAAGGCCCUGGUACUAUUCCACCCGGUGGAGAUGGUACUGCUACUACUACUUCUUCUCCUCCUGGAACUACUACUCCUAAAGCUGCUGCUGCUAGAGAUGCGGGCCCUCAUGGUCCUGGCUCUCCUCCUUGGGAUGUAAUCUCUGGUGUCCUAACUGGAGUUGGUGUUGUAUCUGGUUCUCUUACUGGACUUGGCUGGUGGGCAUUUAAACGUUCUAAAGGAGAUCCUUGGGUCAGACAAAUUUAG
Molecule: messenger RNA, 933 nt
Organism: Theileria equi strain WA
Lineage: Eukaryota; Apicomplexa; Aconoidasida; Piroplasmida; Theileriidae
Exons: 1
Coding region: 1-933 (310 amino acids)
Source: RefSeq, a predicted model, not a curated record